Molecule: messenger RNA, 1217 nt
Organism: Daldinia loculata
Lineage: Eukaryota; Fungi; Ascomycota; Sordariomycetes; Xylariales; Hypoxylaceae
Exons: 2
Coding region: 142-795 (217 amino acids)
Source: RefSeq, a predicted model, not a curated record
AGUACAGGUAAGCAUAUAUAAGAGGUUGAAGAUGUCCGGGACUUGGGUUGAGAUUGAUCAAUUCGUCCUCUUCGGCAAAACACUAACCUCGUAGUCGUGUGCCGUCAUAUUUUAAGUCUUCGCACCAAAAAACCGGCGAAAAUGUGCCACGGACACCCUCACUAUCACCCCUGCUCUCACACAUCGGUCAAAUGGCUGUACUGUCCGGAAGCCAUGUUCGAUCUGGACACGGGAUAUGAGACACCCUGCUCGAACCCGAUCUACUCAACGCCGCAGCCAACCAACGUCGACUGUCCCCUGCAGAACUGCAACUUCAAGGCCCUAAUGGGGAGCUGGAUUUGCUGCGUCUGCGGAAAAGGUCCUAAUACUCAGGGGUGGUGCACCUCAUUAUGCCGUAGGACGGAUUGGAAUCCCCUAACAAGAAAGGUUGAGGAGAUGGAGAUGCCUUGUGGGCAUGGUUGCUGCAGCUCAUGCAGCCCAUCCUGUGAGGCGACGUCGCGAGGCGUGAGUCCGGAAAUAUCGUUCGCGGAAGUUCGAAAAGGGAAGAGCAGCCGCAAGGCUCAUAAUACCGCGCGAGGCUCCGCACACAAGCGAGGAACGGCGUACGACUUCAGCCACAACAACGUGAGUCGUCCCGCCGUGUCAGAUGAAAGCGAACCAGUCACUUCGUCAACAACUUCAAACUCUCGAGGCUCCCGUCGGCUAAGCCACGACACGAGCGCUGAAUAUUCGAAGAAGCCAAAAAUAUCGAACGGGAAGAAGAAAUCACACAACAAGGGCCGCAUCCAUCAUUGAACUGUAUACGCGAGUCUAUACCAAUGAGGGAAAGAAAAGGACCAUAGUCUCUACUGGCUUUUGGGUUGACACAGUAGGCCACACUCACUCGGUAUAACAGUCAGUUACGGAGGGAAACGUUGUUGAAAGAUAGUAUACUCAUAUAGGGCUGUAUCGUAUCCAUAGCAUACAUGCGGAGAGAAAGGGAUAUCUGUGAAACGUACCCUAUACAUUACUUCACCCUACUAGUACGCUUGACCGGUUGAUAUCUUGCCGCUCUCGGACCUUAGCAAGAGUCGUACUAGAUAUACGAUUAGUCAUUCAGUCAUUCUUGGUAUAAUGAUGGUGGUUGAACUCGUCGCUUUAGCGAUCCCAAAAUGUAUCAUGUCUUUUCGCUGCCCUCACCGCUAAGAGUGUCCCAUCCGUAGAAAUGUCAUUAGCAU